This is a messenger RNA of Fomitopsis serialis, 1771 nucleotides long. RefSeq names its product nucleotide-diphospho-sugar transferase. The record is from RefSeq and is a predicted model, not a curated record. Gene Ontology annotation, molecular function: UDP-N-acetylglucosamine diphosphorylase activity. Gene Ontology annotation, biological process: UDP-N-acetylglucosamine biosynthetic process. The coding region runs from base 122 to 1597 and encodes 491 amino acids. The transcript has 2 exons. NCBI's taxonomy places the organism in Eukaryota, Fungi, Basidiomycota, Agaricomycetes, Polyporales, Fomitopsidaceae.
UCGCGUAGAUCGCGUCGAACGUGCAUACAACGCCUCCACCACGACCUCGCCCGCUAUUACGUUCCCUCAUCUCUCCCAGCUCCCCACCGCCCCCUAAUCUCCCCCAGCAUCCACCCCCACCAUGUCCUACGAAUCCACUCGCAAGCGUUACGAGGCCGCCGGACAGGGCCACCUGCUCCAGUUCUGGCCGAAGCUGUCCGAGCCGGAGCGCGCAUCCCUGCUCGCACAGCUCGACGCGCUCGACAUCGAUCGCGUGAACAAGAUAUACAAGAGGGCCGUCGGCUCUGAGAAGGAGGCGGCGGGGAACGCGGGCAAGGACGCCAUCGAGCCCCUGCCCGAGGACGCUACUGACAGCGUGAUUGGUGACCCCGAGAAGGAGAAGGAAUGGCGGAGCAUAGGCUUGAAGGCCAUCGCGCAUGGCCAGGUCGGCGUGCUGCUCAUGGCUGGCGGGCAGGGAACGCGACUGGGCAGCAGUGCGCCGAAGGGCUGCUACGACAUCGGCCUGCCGUCACACAAGUCUCUGUUCCAGUACCAGGCCGAGCGGAUCGCCCGCCUGCAGACGGUAGCCGCGCAGGAGAACGGCAAGGCCCCCGGAUCAGUCGUCAUUCCCUGGUACGUUAUGACCAGUGGACCCACUCGGCGGGAGACGGAGGCAUUCUUCAAGAAGAACAAUUACUUUGGCCUUUCCUCGAAGAACGUCGUCCUCUUUGAGCAAGGUACGCUGCCAUGUCUCACGAUGGACGGCAAGGUCAUCCUGGAGAACCCUUCGCAAGUCGCCGUCGCCCCGGACGGCAAUGGCGGUCUUUAUGCCGCCCUCCGCAAGCCGCUCGAUCCCUCCGAGUCGCGCACAGUCCUCUCCGAUUUCGGCGAACGCAAAGUGCAGUACAUCCACAGCUACUGCGUGGACAACUGCCUCGUCAAGGUCGCGGACCCCGUCUUCCUCGGGUACUGCAUCCAGAAGCAGGCGGACUGCGCCGCGAAGGUCGUGCCCAAGGCGUACCCAGCCGAGUCCGUCGGCGUCGUCGCGCGGUGGGGCGACAAGUACAGCGUGAUCGAGUACUCGGAGAUCUCCAAGGAGCAGGCGGAGCGGCGCGACCCCAAGACGGGCGGGCUCGCGUUCCGCGCGGCGAACAUCGUGAACCACUUCUACACGACCGCGUUCCUGCACGACACCGAGACGUUCGAGGAGGAGCUCGCGUUCCACAUCGCGCGCAAGAAGAUCCCGUUCGUGGACGCGCAGGGCCAGACCGUCAAGCCGGCCAAGCCGAACGGCAUGAAGCUCGAGAUGUUCGUGUUCGACGUGUUCCCGUUCACGAAGCACUUCGCCGUCCUCGAGGUCGCGCGGAACGAGGAGUUCAGCCCGCUCAAGAACGCGCCCGGCACGGGCUCGGACGACCCGGAGACGAGCCGCCGUGACCUGCUCUCGCAGCACAAGCGUUUCCUCGAGCACGCUGGUGCCACUGUCGCGGAGGGCAUCGAGAUCGAGGUUUCCCCACUGGUCUCAUACGCCGGUGAGGGAUUGGAGGGAGUGAAAGGAAAGAAGUUCACCCGUUCCGGCAUGGUUGAAUCAGUGGAGGAGUUGGACGCACUCGUCUAAAGCAGAAGAAACCAAAGGUGAUCCUCAACGCUCCCCCGGACGGACCUGUACAACAUAGCUAGCCUAAACUCUUCGCAUCUGGACACGGACAUCGCAUAGGGACUUUGUUUAGUUUGGAUGUUGUACAUAGUGUUCCGGACUAAUCGUCUUCAACAACAUUGAUUGCACAACAAA